AUGGAGCGGGGGCCGGUGGUGGGGGCAGGGCCGGGGGCCAGAGCCCGAAUCCGGGCACUGCUGGGCUGCCUGGUAAAGGUGCUGCUCUGGGUGGCCUCUGCCUUGCUGUACUUUGGAAGCGAACAGGCUGCCCGCCUCCUGGGCAGCCCCUGCUUACGGCGCCUGUACCAUGCCUGGUUGGCAGCAGUGGUCAUCUUUGGGCCUCUUCUGCAAUUCCAUGUCAACCCUCGGACUAUCUUCGCCAGCCACGGCAACUUCUUCAACAUAAAGUUUGUGAAUUCGGCAUGGGGCUGGACAUGCACCUUCCUGGGGGGCUUCGUGUUGCUGGUGGUGUUCCUGGCUACACGGAGCGUGGCUGUAACUGCCCGGCACCUGAGCCGACUGGUGGUGGGGGCGGCUGUAUGGCGGGGGGCUGGCCGGGCCUUCCUGCUCAUUGAGGACCUGACCGGCUCCUGUUUCGAGCCUCUGCCCCAGGGCCUGCUGCUCCACGAGCUGCCUGACCGCCGCAGCUGUCUGGCAGCUGGCCACCAGUGGCGGGGCUACACGGUCUCCUCCCACACCUUCCUGCUCACCUUCUGCUGCCUGCUCAUGGCCGAGGAAGCGGCAGUGUUCGCCAAGUACCUGGCUCAUGGGCUGCCGGCUGGAGCACCCCUGCGCCUCGUCUUCCUGCUCAACGUGCUGUUACUAGGCCUCUGGAACUUCCUGCUACUCUGUACCGUCAUCUAUUUCCACCAGUAUACUCACAAGGUGGUGGGUGCCGCAGUGGGCACCUUUGCCUGGUACCUCACCUACGGUAGCUGGUAUCAUCAGCCCUGGUCUCCAGGGAGCCCAGGCCAUGGGCUCUUCCCUCGCCCCCACUCCAGCCGCAAGCAUAACUGAAAGAAAUAAA
Messenger RNA from Pteronotus mesoamericanus, 889 nucleotides. It is a transcript of the gene FITM1, whose product is annotated as fat storage inducing transmembrane protein 1. Gene Ontology annotation, cellular component: endoplasmic reticulum membrane. Gene Ontology annotation, molecular function: coenzyme A diphosphatase activity. Lineage: Eukaryota; Metazoa; Chordata; Mammalia; Chiroptera; Mormoopidae. Gene Ontology annotation, biological process: lipid storage; lipid droplet organization; phospholipid biosynthetic process. The transcript is spliced from 2 exons. Bases 1 to 879 code for a protein of 292 amino acids. The record is from RefSeq and is a predicted model, not a curated record.